CUCUGAAGCGCGCGUGCGUGGAGGGGCGGGACCGGGCGGAAGCGCGGUCCGCACGACCGGGAAUUGCGAGCACAGGGUCGGCACAGCACCGUCUGUCCCACCGGCGGGCCAGCCCGCCCAUGGCGCUGCAGGCGCUGCACAGCUCGGGCGUGGGCCUGCGCAGGAUCCUGGCUCACUUCCCGGAGGACCUGAGUUUGGCCUUCGCCUACGGCUCCGCGGUGUAUCGCCAGGCAGGACCCAGUGCCCACCAGGAGAAUCCCAUGUUAGACUUAGUGUUCACAGUAGACGACCCUGUUGCCUGGCACGCGAUGAACCUGAAGAAGAAUUGGAGCCACUACUCCUUCCUCAAACUCUUGGGGCCCAGGAUCAUCUCCUCCAUCCAGAAUAAUUACGGUGCCGGAGUCUACUUCAACCCCCUGAUCAGGUGUGACGGGAAGGUGUGUGAGUCUCCUGGGGAUCCUGUUAACAUGCAGGUCCAGAUUCAGUUGGUCUGGGAUGGAACCCGAGGUUCUGGAUAUUUGACAAGCCCCAGCUUAUCAAGUACGGGGUUAUUAGCACUGGCACACUGAUUGAGGACCUCCUGAACUGGAAUAACCUAUAUAUCGCCGGACGCCUCCAAAAGCCGGUGAAGAUCGUAUCGAUGAAUGAGAACAUGGCUCUUAGAGCCGCCCUGGAUAAGAACCUGAGGAGUGCCGUGACCACCGCCUGCCUCAUGCUACCUGAAAGCUUCUCCGAGGAAGACCUGUUCAUAGAGAUAGCUGGGCUCUCCUACUCAGGUGACUUCCGCAUGGUGAUUGGCGAGGAAAAAUCAAAAGUGUUGAACAUCGUGAAGCCCAACGUAGGCCAUUUCCGAGAGCUCUAUGAGAGUAUAUUACAGAAGGACCCCCAGGUGGUGUAUAAGAUGCAUCAAGGCCAACUGGAGAUAGAUAAAAGCCCAGAAGGACAGUUCACUCAGCUAAUGACACUGCCCAGAACCCUACAGCAGCAAAUCAAUCACAUCAUGGACCCUCCUGGGAGAAACAGAGACGUGGAAGAGACUCUGCUGCAGGUGGCUCAGGACCCCGACUGUGGAGAUGUGGUGCGACUAGCGAUCUCAUCAAUCGUCAGACCUUCCAGCAUCAGGCAGAGCACUAAAGGCCUUUUUACUGCUGGUAUGAAGAAGUCUGUGAUUUAUAGUUCACGGAAACUGAACAAAAUGUGGAAAGGGUGGAUGAGAAAAGCGUCCUGACUUGACUGAUGUUGUGUUACGUGUAGAUUAUGAAUAAAUGGCUCCAUGCUUUUUUAAGAGUU
This is a messenger RNA of Mus musculus (house mouse), 1290 nucleotides long. RefSeq names its product TAM41 mitochondrial translocator assembly and maintenance homolog (gene Tamm41). The record is from RefSeq and is a predicted model, not a curated record. Gene Ontology annotation, cellular component: mitochondrial inner membrane. The coding region runs from base 641 to 1228 and encodes 195 amino acids. Lineage: Eukaryota; Metazoa; Chordata; Mammalia; Rodentia; Muridae. Gene Ontology annotation, biological process: cardiolipin biosynthetic process; CDP-diacylglycerol biosynthetic process. The transcript is spliced from 9 exons. Gene Ontology annotation, molecular function: phosphatidate cytidylyltransferase activity.